UGUCAAUAGUCGCUUGGGUGAAAGUUCAGAGAAGGGGCGUACUAGAAACUGGAAAAGAUGGCGACGAAACAGCGUGGAGGAGUUGAUGUAAGAAGGAAAAAGAAAAGGAAUAUAGAUGUGAAGGCAAUUGUGGACUUGGGAGCUGAUUACAGCGACGACGACGAUGAUGAUGAUGCUCCUGAAGAAGUUACCUUUGAAAAAGCUAAAGCGGAUGCUGUACGGAGCAUGAGGAACGCCCUGGAUACUAUCAAGAGAGACAAGGAGCUGUUGAAAGAAAAGAGAAGAAAGAGACAGGAGCUAUUUCAACAGCAAAAGAAAAGAAAGUUACUCUCUGAAGAUACUCUGGAAGAGAUUGAAUUGGCAUAUACCAAAAAAGGCAAGACUUUGGAUUCAGAAGAGCAAGAAAAAGAAGAGAGUGAAGAGGACGAGGAGUCAGAAGACGAAGAGGAGGUGGUUAAUGCCAGGCUAAAGGAAAGCUAUAAGGCUGUAAGACUCAAGGACCAAAUUGAUGCAAAUGCCAGACAAGAAAGCGCAAGUGAUUUUAUAAAAUCUCGUCUCUAUGGACCAGGAACCAACAGAACCACAACAAACCACAUGCUCUCACUUAAAAACAAAACAGGGAUGAACAAAACAGCAGCUGUACAGUUUGUCGACAAAAAAUGGGGGUCAGAGAAGAAAGGAGAAGCUGAGAAGUUUAAAAAGAGGUGGAUUAACAACCAGAACAUGGUUGCUAAGUGAAGAUGGAAGAGUGAGAACUGCCCUGGGGGGGGACUUACUUUACCCCUGUGCAUUACUGCAGUGCACAAGUAUUUUGUUUUUUUGUUAACUUGGGAUUGAACUUAAUUUGCUGUUUUGGUUCAGAACAAGCUUUUUCAACAAAAUAAAGUGAUAUAUUAAUUAUA
This is a messenger RNA of Acipenser ruthenus (sterlet), 902 nucleotides long. Its product is annotated as nucleolar protein 7-like. The coding region runs from base 58 to 738 and encodes 226 amino acids. Gene Ontology annotation, cellular component: nucleus. Gene Ontology annotation, molecular function: RNA binding. Lineage: Eukaryota; Metazoa; Chordata; Actinopteri; Acipenseriformes; Acipenseridae. The transcript has 8 exons. The record is from RefSeq and is a predicted model, not a curated record.